UUCAAGCAGAGUGAAGUUUCUCAGUGACAAUGAGAGGUCGAAUUCUCUUUAUUCUACUUUUUCAAGUGGCACAAGUUGAAUCCCUCGAGGAAGUCAAUGGUUACCUUGGAGAUUCUGUUACCUUGCCCUCAGGAGGCAACCCAUCAUGGAAACUCUCCAAAAUCAAGUGGUCAAUAUUCCCAAACAACACUUUUAUUGCCACGUAUCGCAAUUACACCAAAAACACUGACCGCCUCAGUCGGUAUAAAGGGAGACUCGAUCUUAACACCUCUUCAGGUGAUUUGACAAUUUGUAAUUUGACCAGAGAUGACGACAUGGAAUACACUGUAGACCUCAUCGACACUGAGAAAAACAACAUUGUAAACAAGAUCAAGCUCACAGUGUUAAAACACCUUCAGAGACCGACCAUAGAGAGAAUCCCCAAUACACCUUCACAUGAACACUGUUUCAUAAAGUUGCGUUGUACAUCUACGGAUGAAGGUGUUGACUUCUCCUGGGAGGUUAAACCUGACAGUGUGCCCCACGCGAGUAACCGUGAUGGUAACUCUGGAGUUCUUUCCGCCUACCUCAGCAGCCCACAGACCAACAUCACCUGCAUCUCCAGCAAUAAUAAGGAGAGAACCUCAAGUUCUGUCAGUCCAAAGUGUGAUGAUAGAAAGCCACAACCUCAGCCUCUGCCCAGGGAUAGGUUUGGUCUUCAUGGUUUCAUUGCACUUGUGGCAGCUUUAAUAAUCAUGUUAAUACCAAUAACCAUUUGGAAAGGUGGAGAGGGAAGCAGCAACAGCACCAUUGCUACAGGUGGUCCUGCAGAACUGGAGAUUGUGCACACUUUAGGCACAGAGCAGAAACUUUCAGGUGGAGAGGGAAGCAGCAACAGCACUGCAGAACUGGAGAUUGUGGACACUUCAGGCACAGAGCAGAGACUUUCAGAAAAACUGUGUCCAGCUGAAAAUUCAUCAUAAUCAGUUAUAGAACUAUAAAAGACACAAGUUUGAAGAUGCUUCAAAGACUGCACUACAAAAACAUCAAUGGUGAAUGAAGACGACCACCACAUUUGAGCAGCAUUAGGAGUGUGUUUUGUUUUAUCGGCAAAAAACUGAAAAUCAGUAUUAGUAAAAACUGCGUGUUGUAUAUUUUUGACUGAGACAAUUAAAGAAAAUAAUGUAUUUUUAUAUUAUCUGCAGAGAAUGGACACAUUAUAAUGAACACCUGCAUUAUGUAAUGCAUCCCACUAAAUUCCAUAAACUGCUGAUUUAGGUGAAUCAGCACAGACUGACC
Molecule: messenger RNA, 1278 nt
Organism: Scomber scombrus (Atlantic mackerel)
Lineage: Eukaryota; Metazoa; Chordata; Actinopteri; Scombriformes; Scombridae
Product: CD48 antigen
Exons: 10
Coding region: 30-962 (310 amino acids)
Source: RefSeq, a predicted model, not a curated record